This is a messenger RNA of Miscanthus lutarioriparius, 213 nucleotides long. The record is from the annotation of a GenBank genome assembly. Lineage: Eukaryota; Viridiplantae; Streptophyta; Magnoliopsida; Poales; Poaceae.
AUGGCUGCGGCACUUGGGGGCCUUCUCCCCGGCGUCUGCGCCGUGCUGAUGGUAAUCGCCGUCGCAAGCGCUGCCUCCAGCGAGGCCUCCUCAGUGGUCAUCGGCCUCGCCAAAUGCGCCGACUGCACCAGGAAGAACAUGAAGGCCGAGGCGGCAUUCAAGGUGCAUACUGAAUGCUUUACGCUGAUCAGUGAUUCGGUCAGAAGAAGCUAG